AUGGGAGAACACGACCCCAUCGUAUCACAUGGCCGAGGAGGCCAGGGAAACAUCAGUGCCGACCCAACUCCGAACAACGAUAGCUACGUCGACGCAGGUAUCAUCCGUGAAGGCGUCUACGGCGACCAAGGCGAUGGAGCCUAUUCAGCUGGUCGAGGCGGCGCAGGAAACAUCGGCUCCCCACACGUCCGAGUAACUAGUAAAGUCCCCCACGAUGCGCAAGUCAUUCCGGAACUGGCGAUUCGCAGUUCCACAGAUGGGGAUUACCAUGUUGGUCGCGGCGGUCAGGGCAACGUCCAUCUCGACGAAGAACACAGGAAACAGAAAGAGGAGAAGAAGCAUCAGAAGUCGGUGACUCACAAUGGACUGGCAGAUAAGUUGAAAUAUAUACUUUUUGGGAAGAACUAG
Aspergillus tanneri is the source of this 408-nucleotide messenger RNA. RefSeq names its product DUF3602 domain-containing protein. Lineage: Eukaryota; Fungi; Ascomycota; Eurotiomycetes; Eurotiales; Aspergillaceae. The record is from RefSeq and is a predicted model, not a curated record. The transcript has 5 exons. The coding region runs from base 1 to 408 and encodes 135 amino acids.